Molecule: messenger RNA, 1507 nt
Organism: Suillus subaureus
Lineage: Eukaryota; Fungi; Basidiomycota; Agaricomycetes; Boletales; Suillaceae
Product: cytidine deaminase-like protein
Exons: 9
Coding region: 34-1128 (364 amino acids)
Molecular function (GO): zinc ion binding; hydrolase activity
Source: RefSeq, a predicted model, not a curated record
GCACCUUGAUCUUUUCAUGUGAGUCGCGCCCUGAUGUUUAUUGCUAUCAUCGGCUUGCGUUUUUCGGGCAAGUCUACCGUCGAAAAUUAUCUGAUCGCCAAAGGCUUCACGUCUGUCCACUUGCGCGACAAGGAUGUAGAGAUCACAGCAGGCGUUGAAAAUCCGGUCAUUCCGCAGGCCUCACCCCUGCUUCCGGUGCGAACCAAUAAUAUCAUUGGUGAUGAGCACGGACGCUUCUUGGCGUUGGACUCGCCCACGCCACCAUCUUCGUCCCAAAACUCAAAUGUGAAAGUUCUUUCCUUUGGCUCACCAGCCCUGUUGCUGGAUCAUGUCACACAGCAUUGGCGCUCGAAUUUCGUUACGACCGACCUCAACUCAGAUAGACUAGUAAACUACUUCAUCAGGCGCCCUUUCUUCAUGCUAAUUAGCAUAGACGCACCCAUCCUGCAAUGUUACCACCGCUGUCACGGUUUGAUAAACAUAGCGACUCUCAAAGACUUCGUGCGGGAACAUGACCGUGAAGUGUUUGGAGACAGAGCAGGGCCAGACUCUCCAGGAGAGCUUUCACUGCUCCGCCGUGCAAGUCCACAGGUCAAACUCAAAAUUGUCAAUUCCUUCGCUUCCAUCGCAGAACUCCAUUAUCACCUGGAUUCUUUAGAUAUCACGAAUACAAAUCGACUGAGACCUCAAUGGGAUACCUAUUUCAUGACGCUCGCAGAUCUUGCUUCGCAACGUUCCAAUUGUAUGAAACGCCGCGUAGGCGCCAUACUUGUCCGUGAGAGCCGUAUUGUUUCCACAGGUUAUAACGGCACUCCUCGUGGUGUCAAAAAUUGCAAUGAGGGGGGGUGCGGACAUUGCAAUCGCACAUCGGCGACUAAUGGUACCGAAUGCCUUUGCCUACAUGCCGAAGAAAAUGCGCUUCUAGAAGCAGGAAGAGAUCGGGUUGGCGCGAAUGCCACUAUGUAUUGCAAUACAUGUCCGUGUUUGAAGUGCACCAUCAAGAUCAUCCAAAGCGGUGUCAAAAGAGUAGUCUACAAUUUGAGCUAUAAGGUAGAUGACGCAUCUGCACGAUUGUUUCAGGAGGCUGGUGUAGACAUCUUCCGACACGUUCCACCCCCUGAACCAUAAAAUUGGCGACGGAAGCUUGAUAGCAAGAUAAGAUACCACAAAAGACAUGCUUUUACUCGUUGAGGAUUGCGCGUACAUUGUCUUGUAUAUCCCACCUGUAUUCUCUCAAGUAAGCGACUUCACCAGUCAAAUGUCCACAUGUCGCCAUAAGCGCCAACCAUACGGCAUCUUCAUUACCCCUGCCGAGCGCAACAUACAACUCUCUUGCACAGGCCUGUAGUUCCUCGUGUGCCUGUUUGUGCAAGAAGCGCCUGAAUGCGAGAAUGACCUGCCAGCCGGACGCAUCUUGCAUAUGGACACCGGCUACGGCAGCGCUCCAUAACCACGGCGUGCAAGGGCAUUCUGAUCGUCGGAUGCAUCUAGCUUUUUCAAAAUGCUG